Messenger RNA from Catharus ustulatus (Swainson's thrush), 9326 nucleotides. RefSeq names its product ubiquitin specific peptidase 38 (gene USP38). The transcript has 10 exons. The coding region runs from base 30 to 3146 and encodes 1038 amino acids. Lineage: Eukaryota; Metazoa; Chordata; Aves; Passeriformes; Turdidae. Gene Ontology annotation, molecular function: cysteine-type endopeptidase activity; cysteine-type deubiquitinase activity. The record is from RefSeq and is a predicted model, not a curated record. Gene Ontology annotation, cellular component: nucleus; cytosol. Gene Ontology annotation, biological process: protein deubiquitination; ubiquitin-dependent protein catabolic process.
GCCGCCGCUCGGCCGAUGCGCUCGGAGCCAUGGACAAGAUCCUGGAGGGGCUGGUGAGCUCGUCGCACCCGCUGCCGCUGAAGCGGGUGAUCGUGCGGCGCGUGGUGGAGUCGGCGGAGACGCCGCUGAGCCAGGCGCAGUGCCGCGCCAUGUUCGCGCUCGGCACCCGGCUGGUGCUGCAGGGCCCCGACCCCUUCCAGCGGCAGGUGGGGCGGCAGGUGCUGGACGCCUACGGCCGCUUCCACCGCGCCGAGUUCGAGGCGUUCUUCAACCGCGGGCUCGUCCUCGGGCUCCUGCAGCGCGGCUACGGCGACCUGAGCAACCGCGACCCCGCCAUCCUCGACUACAUCCAGGCGGGGCUGCGCCUCAUCAUGAGCUGCCCCUCGGUGCUGGAGCUCUUCGAGCUGCUGCAGGUGGAGGCGCUGCGCCUGGUGUGCGAGCGGCCGGCUCCGCCGCUCUGCGCCCGCCUCUGCCAGCUGCUGAGCGACUUCCCGCAGUGCCUGCCCCGCGGCAGGAAGCUCUCGCUCGCCUUCUGCCAGCAGCUGGUGCGCAGCAUCGCCCACUUCCAGAGCCAGGGCACCCGGGAGGCCGAGCUGCGCCUCUACGUCUCGCAGGUGACCCAGGUCAGCGCGCUGCUCAGGAGCGUCUGGAAGGCCGAGCCCGACACGCUGCUGCCCUCCCUGCAGGAGCUCUUCGCUGUCAUCUCCGCCGCGGAUACUUCAUUUGAACCUUCUGUUGCACUGGCAAGUCUUGUGCAGCACAUACCAUUGCAGAUGAUUACAGUACUCAUCAGGAGCCUUACUACAGAUCCUAAUGUGAAAGAUGCAAGUAUGACUCAAGCUCUGUGCAGAAUGAUUGACUGGCUAUCCUGGCCUCUGGCUCAGCACGUGGAAACAUGGGUGAUUGCACUGCUGAAAGGACUGGCUGCAGUCCAGAAAUUUACCAUCCUCAUUGAUGUCACUCUGCUUAAGAUCGAAUUGGUCUUUAAUCGACUUUGGUUUCCUCUAGUGAGGCCUGGUGCCCUUGCUGUCCUUUCCCACAUGUUACUUAGUUUCCAGCAUUCUCCAGAAGCUUUUCAUUUGAUUGUCCCACACGUGGUCAGUUUGGUUCACUCCUUCAAAAGAGAUGGCUUGCCUUCCAGUACAGCCUUUUUGAUGCAGUUGACUGAGUUGAUACACUGUAUGAUGUAUCAUUAUUCAGGAUUUCCAGAGCUCUAUGAACCCAUUCUGGAAGCUAUUAAGGAUCUGCCCAAACCCACUGAAGAGAAGAUUAAGUUGAUCCUCAGUCAGAGUGCCUGGACUUCUCAGUCCAGUUCUUUGCCAUCUUGUUUAUCUAGACUUUCUGGAAAAUCUGAAACUGGGAAGACAGGCCUAAUAAAUCUAGGAAAUACUUGCUACAUGAACAGUGUUAUUCAGGCACUUUUUAUGGCUACAGAUUUCAGAAGACAUGUUUUAUCUCUGAAUCUAAAUGGCUGUAAUUCCCUAAUGAGAAAAUUACAACAUCUUUUUGCAUUUUUGGCCCAUACCCAGAGGGAGGCAUAUGCUCCUAGAAUUUUCUUUGAAGCUUCCAGACCACCAUGGUUCACCCCUCGAUCCCAGCAGGAUUGCUCAGAGUAUCUCAGAUUCCUGCUGGACAGGUUGCAUGAAGAAGAGAGAACUUUGAAAGCAUUGUCCUCAACCAAGAAUUCUGAAAGCGUAAUGACUGACGAGCCCCAGGCACAAGAAGCUGUCCAUAAAACACAAGUAUUUACUGGAGCACCUUGUAUGGGAAGUGAUGAAAGAACUCUGAUUGAGAAGAUGUUUGGAGGAAAACUGAAGACUAACAUAUGCUGUUUGAACUGCAAAAGUAUGUCUCAAAAGGAAGAAGCUUUCACAGAUCUCUCUUUGGCUUUCUGUCCUCCAACUUCCUUAGAGAAUGUUGACCCAAAAUGCGUGGAACAUUCUGAAGUGAAAGAUGACUACAUGGUGCAAAGUAAUACUUUAGCAACCAGUCCUGCUGCAGAAACACCUCUCAGUAAUUUGGAAGAAAAUCGUGGAUGUGACACAAUAAUGAAUGAAGGAACCAUAGAAGAUUGUUCUAGUGAGCCAAGCUCUGAGAGUACCACAAUUUCUGAACUCAAAGUUGAAAAUAAUGGGGAUAUUUCUCAGAGUCUAGUAGGUAAUAACACCCUGUCAGUUACAGACUUACUCAAUUAUUUUCUGGCACCUGAGAUCCUUAGUGGAGACAAUAAAUAUUAUUGUGAAAAGUGUGCCUCUCUACAGAAUGCUGAAAAAACUAUGCAAAUCAUUGAGGAACCUGAAUACCUCAUUCUCACUCUUUUGAGAUUUUCUUAUGAUCCAAAGUGUCACAUAAGGCGCAAAAUCUUGGACAAUGUUUCUCUGCCGCUUGUAUUGGAACUGCCAGUGAAAAGAUCAACAUCCCCUUUAGCUGUUGUUUCAGGAGGCUGGUCUGUUGGUGUGGAGAUUUCUGAUACUGGAGAAAACCUUGCUAAAAAACUGAAACCCUCAGGUGCUGAUGAAGUGACCUGCCCACAGUUGGUGCCCUAUGUGUUAAGCUCUGUGGUGGUGCAUUCUGGUGUAUCCUCUGAAAGUGGACAUUAUUAUUCAUAUGCUAGAAAUGUUACUGGGUCAGGGCCUUCUGGGCUCUGCCACCAGUCUACAGCUCUUUCUUUAGUUUCUCCUCAGGAUAAAUUGUUUACAGAGGAGAGUCCUUGUACUGUUGUAGAAAAUGAGCUGGACACUGAGAUGCCGAGAGAAUGGUUUCUCUUCAAUGACAGCAGAGUGACAUUUACCUCAUUUCAGUCAGUCCAGAAAAUCACCAGUAGAUUUCCAAAGGACACUGCUUAUGUUCUGUUUUACAAAAAGCAGAACAGCACCUGUGGCUUCAACACUAAUCCAGCAAAUGGCCUCUGGGUAAAUGGAGACCCUCCUUUACAAAAAGACCUCAUGGAUGCAAUUACAAAAGAUAACAAACUGUACUUGCAGGAGCAAGAGCUUAGUGCUCGAACACAAGCACUUCAAGCUGCCUCAGCCUCUUGCUCUUUCCGACCCAAUGGAUUUGAUGACAAUGAUCCCCCGGGAAGUUGUGGGCCCACAGGUGGAGGAGGAGGGGGUGGGUUCAGUACCGUCGGUAGAUUGGUCUUUUGACUAUGAAGACAACCUGGAACACACUGGUUCCAAAGCAGCCUAGUACUGCUGAGGACAAAUAAAAUACUGAACUCUGUCAGAUAUUGUACCAGGCUUUGAGACUUGAUCCUUGUCAAAAAGCAAAUAUUGGUGUUUUUUUGGUUAUGUUUUAUUUGAAAUAAAUAAGCGCAUAAUGGAAAAAAAACCUACCUCUUAAAAGUUCAGUUGCUUUCAUAGUAAGAUAUGCUUGCCCAAAACCCAGAAAAUUAAGAUUUUUUUAAAUUAAAUGCUAAUGACAUUGCAUUAAACUGAACAAAAUGCACUUAGAUCAGUUUCUCUUGUCCUCAUCCACUGAAUGAAGAAAGCUCAUUUUUUACUCUGAUGGUAUUGCUUUAUGUGAAGACCCAUUUUCAGAUGGGUUAAACAGCAUCUGUAGUCUCUCACCCACUGCUUAUUUUCAAAUACAAUACCUUUGUGAAUUUUCAGAGACGAUGCAAUUUGUAAUGAAGGCAAUAACUUUAAUGUGACAUGAUACACUGCUUUCCAGGUGAAAAAUGAUUCAGUCCAUUUCCAGUGUAAAUGAAAAGAAAAAGAUUUAUAAAUAUUUGCUAACUUGUUAUCCAAGAAAGAUGCAUGUUGUGUAGGAGCAAUGUUUUUAAAUAGAAAUUGUUAACUUUGUAGCAUUUCUAAUUGUUUUGAGGAUUUUAAAAUUAUUUCAGGGAAUAUAUCUGCUGAGUAUUGGAAAGGAAGAGAUUCUGUAUGUGCCUUGCAGUACUGUAACUUAAACUCUCUGCGGCUGCAAAAGAUGAGAAAAAUGUCUUAGUAGUCAAUUAUUUUUUGCCAGCAUUAGAAAUUAAGACAUUUAUAGAAAGCUUUUAGGUUUCCAGAAGUAAGCAUCUGUUAGUUUGAAAUGUAGUAAGUGUUGCCCUUUAUUUUUUGAUUAAAAAAUAUACAUAGCUAGUGAUCUAUAGCUUUCAUGGCCUGUACUGCUGAGAAAAAAGUGGUCAGAAAAACAAAGCUAUUGUUUGUGAAGUCACAGAAAAGCUGCCUGUAUUGAUCUUUGCUGAGGAUCUUUGCUUCUAAGAGUCUUUUGAAAUUUUACCUUUGGAUUUUAAUGGUAGAGAGAAUUUUGUGGUGAAUUCAGGACUAUAUUUUUUUUUUUGUCUGCAGAAGCCCAAAAUGGUUCUGCCUAAGGAGCAGUGUUUGAUUGCUCAUUAGGCAGCAGAGGUUGAGGAGCCACUCAUUUGAGUCUUGGCAGAAGUAGCAACUUUGGUUUUGAUGUGCAAUGAGGAUAACAGAAGUAAAGGAUUUAGGCUGUUGAACCCAGUGAUUAAUUGUUGAGUAAUCUUAGAGUGAAGUGCAAAUUUAUUUAAAGUAUUUUUACAAAAUUCUGCACUGUUUUUGCUGUGUUUUUACAUUCUAUUAGGCAACAAAGUGUGUCCUUAAAAAGCAUGUGGACCUGGCAGGUUUUAGCAUAACUGUAUAAAAAUAAGCAAAUUUCUUAGAAAAUGCUUUUAAAAAGCAUAAGAUGAGAGACUGAAGUCUUGUUCAUACGAGCCUAAAUAUAUGGAGUUUAGUUUGAAAGGUAACUUAGCUUGCAAGCUAUUUUUAUAUUAUCACUAUGCUAUUUACUAGAGGUUCAGAUGUUAUACUUAAGAAAGCUAGAGCAGCUCACUUAGAUUUAUUUUUUUUUAAUACUUUCCAAGCUUUCUUGUGACAGCUUGUGAUACUUUGGCUUUGGCCUACUCUUUCCAGUGCUGUCUCAGCUCUAGGUCUCUGAACCAGGGAAUCAACCACAGAAACAUGGAAUGACCAGCAUGAGGAAAGUUCAUUUUGUUGUAUCUGGAUGAGAUUUUUUUUGAAAGUUCACUUUGCUUUGAAAUUCUGUAACUUUGUCUAAGAGGUUUUUUUAUUUCCUUUUACGUUUCUCUGCCAGUUUGCUCUGGUUUGAAAAUGUUUUAUAGGACAGGUUAAUUUGGCUUUUUUCUCCCAGACUGAGGACACACUAAAAAACUGUCUACUCUUCACAUUACCAUGGAAAUAUUUUGUCUCUGUUUCAAUUUACUGUUCAUUUUAAACUAUUAGUAAGUAGAAGCAGGGGCAAGUGGUUUUAUUCAAUAUGAAAUCAUAAUUUUGUGAAGGUCAGUUUUGUUUUUAUGUUCUCACAGUAAAAAUGCAAAUUAUGUAGCCUACCUAAAAAUAAUAUGCAGUAUGUCUUUUGUAUACCUGUUGAACUAUAUUUAUUUCAUGAGCUCUUAGAAGGCUUUCUACACCCUUGUUUGCCUGUUCUAAAUUAGGUGUUAAAUAUGGAAAAUUUGCAUGAGAAUAAUACCAAUCAGGUUGGAUCUGGUUAGGUGCAAGAUGAUGGAUGUCUGAAACUGAAAAUAACUUUUUUCUUUCACCUUGUUGACUUCUGUCAAUGCAUUUGCUUGGGGUUUUACAAGUAGAUUUUAAAAUUCAGGAUCCCUUUUUGCAACUCUUCUUGCUGACUUGACAGCUGCCCUAGGCUGGUGAGUCAUAGAUCCCCAACUUGGAAGGUUUAAAUAAACCUAGUGGAAGUGGAGAGUUAUUUCAUGCUUUGAAAUGUGCAUCUUUUUUAUUGUUUACAAUAAUGGUGUUGCAUGCCACUAUCUUCUGGACAUGAGAGAAAGAUGUACAUGUGGUACUUUGAUUUGUGUUGCUCGUGAAUGAAUGCUGGAUGGUUUGUUUAUUUAUUUACAUUUCUGUCUCCAUUCUUAAUGUGUUUUCUAAGUUGAAUCAGUAGAAAGAUACAGAAUGCAGAAGACUAUUUCAAAAGCUUAGGGAUUUUUGUUCUUUCAUCAGAGACACAGUUGUACCAAACUCAAGGGUGCUAUGUCUUCUAAAAUCGUAUUUGCUUCUACCAAGACAGAGUGUGAUUUGGUCUUUGUUUUAAUGGUCACUGGAAUUGCAUUGAUUUCCUUCUGUGCUGUUAAUUUUGUACAGUUUUUUCAUGUGGAGCAUCAGAGUGGAUUACUGUGAACAUCUCCCCUGUAACAAGUGAUUACAAUGUCUAUGAGCCCAUUUAUCCAGCAUGAGGAGAGAAGAGGCUUUUUUGGAUAACUAAAGAAAUCACACUUUCUGGCUAACUUUUUUUUUUUUUUUCUGUGUUUCCUUCUCUGGAAAGUUCAAUAUUUUAUCUUCUCUAUGCUCUGGAAGUUUAAUUUCAUGGGUGAGCCUUAAUUUUUAAUUUUUUUUUAAAUCUGUAGCAGUAAGUUUUUUCAUUGAGUUACAACACUUCUCUUGUACAAGUGACAAGCAAAGGGCAGAAGCUCUGGGAGCUGAGUGUUAACACAAAACCAAGUGGGUAUAAACUUUCUGUAAAUAAAAUUUAGAUUAGAAACAAAGUUCCUAAUUCUGGAACAGCCUUCUGGGCAGAGUCUUGCUUUGAAGGAAGAGCCAACUAUGUCUAUGAAAGAUAUUAAAUGCAAAGUGGUGUCUGAAUAGUAGGCAACUAGACCUGAUAAACCAGAGGUCCCUUCUAGUCCCUUCCUAGAGUUUUGCUCCUUUGUUGGGUUUCCUGUCUUGCCACAUUGCUGGUUUUGUUUUUAAGGCUCAAAGAUUUGGGGGUAAAUAAAGAGAGUAUUAAACUGUGACAUAACAAAAGUUAACUUCCCAAUUUUGGGUGAUGUUGGUCUCUGAUCCAGAGGAAUGGAGCAUAAAAGUUACCAAAUCAUGGCAAGUGGAAGCUUGGAGGAGUUGUGAUCUAAAGCAAUGUGCUCAGUUUCUAACACAAGGCUGAUUUCCCUGGGAAACAACCUACAAUGAGAUGUAAUGAGUUGUAGCACUUGGUAUCAUCAGUAGGUUGUAAUCAAAUGGAAAUUAUUGGACAUUUUCAAAGAGUGAGCAAAUGAUCUAUGAUGUAAAUGAGAUCAGAAUAGACUAUCAUGAAGGCUUUCAUGUUCCCUGCAGCCAGUCAUCAUAGGUCUACCUAAAUCCAGAUUCAGAGCUCUGAGUAACAUGUUGUUAAAUCACUGAGGUGUGGGGUCAAAUGUGACAGAACUGAGAAUUUUGCAGUGCUGUCUGGGUUGUGUCUGACAUGAGCUCUGCUGUGGGGUGUAGUGACGCUGCCUCAACACGUGUGCUUUUGUGUUGCAAUGCACACACACAUCCCCCAGUGCACUGGGAAUCUGCUUCUGCUUGAAUUAAACCAGAUCCAAGGCACAACAACCAAAACUACCCAGAGUGAUGCACAGAUGAACGUUUAAUACAAUAUGUGCCCUCCUUAUUUAAAAUGGGAAAUCUUCUAAAUCUGCAGGAUUCUAGAUAGGAAUGUGGAUUCAGGAUACACGUUUCUUGUUAGUUUUUAUUUCUUUUUCUCCAGUGCAGGUAUUUUUAGCAAUCAGGUGUAAAAGUGCUUUAAUAGACACAUUGAAGGAGACAACACUGGGUGGUUCCUCAUGAAGUUGCUGUAGGAAAGAGAGACCAUGGGUGGUGAAGAAGAGCUGGUACUGAACUGAAAUGGGACAAGUGCAGAAAGGACAGGAUGGCUCUGUUCUGAUUUAAAAAUUGCACAUGUCUUAAUUUCACUGCUGUAAGUUUAUUCCACCAAAGGAUACUUUGUCAACAAGCCUUGUUAUCUGAGCCUGAUCCUUCAGAAGUUUCCACUGUAUCAUUAUAUCCAUUUAUAUUUUGAAGGAAAAAUGUCUCAGUAGGCAUAUUGAAAAUAUGCUGCUGAGUGUAUUUUUGAGGUUGACAUUAAAAAAAUGAAUUCAGCAACAGGAUAUGUGAUUGUGCAAGCAGCUGUAGUAUCAUACAGCAUCUUCGAGGCCAGUGGUCUCCAAACUUUCUGGUUGCACACCCAUAUCACUAAAAACUCUUAUGUGUGCACACACUCUAUGUAUAUUUAUUAAUUUAUAACUAAUAUAUGUACUACUAUACUAAUUUAUUAUGUACAUACACAGGAGUAGAAUUUGAAAAAGUAUGAGAGAAAAGUGAAAUAAAGACUAUUUUUAAAUUAUUUAAAAUUUCGUUUGUUAAUUCUGCAAAAUGUACUUUCUUCUUGCACCCAAAUGGAUCCUCUUGGGGUGCAUGCACCUCACUUUGGAGACCAAUUCUUUAGGGUAUAGUCUUGGAAAGAGUUUUAACUUGAUGGGAACAGGUAUCAAAACUGACCAGUUUAUAAUGGCAGUUUCUUUUACUCUGAUUACUGGCUGUUUUUAACUUUGUGCUGCAUGAGUCUGUUGUGGAUCUCUGUUUAUUCAGAGUUCUUUGAAAAUUUAGUCCAAGGGCUGUGAACUGUUUUGCCAUGUUUUCCUACAGUAUGCAUUAAAUGAUGAAACAGGAGGUGUCAGCCUUAAGUGGUUUGCAGAAAUGCCAAACAAUUCCAGUUUGGAGGGGAGGGCAUAUCUCCUGCCAAACACAGGGAUGUGUUAGUACUUGGUUUUAAAAGGUUAGUACUAUUUUUUCAGCUGACUUGCCCUUUCUCAAAUGUUCACUGAAGAAUUGCAAUAUUUAAUGCUCAGCUUCUCAGAAGAAAAUAAUUAAUUUUCUUGCUGUAUCUUUCCUGGUGUUUAUUUUACUGAACUGCAGUUGAAACCAUUUUUACAGUAUGCCUGUUCUUUAAUCUUGUAAACUGGCAUAAAUUUUUAAUAGUAUUUCAUAUCAGUUUUUAAAAAUCAAUGGGGCAAAAUGACUGUUUGUGUAUUGGGCUCCAUAAAGAAGUCAAUAUAUAUAUUUUAAAUGCCUCAAAAGGUGUUUUAAAGUAUGUAAGUUUUGAUGUGUUUGGAGAGGCAAGAGCGAUGUUCUAGUGAAAUAUAACAGUGGUGAUUUGGGGUUUUUAAUUGUGUGUUUUACCUGUAAAUAUCAACCUGAAGGAUCUCACACAAAAAUGUGGAAAGCAAGUCAUCUGAGAACUCUAGAUGGUCCAACUGUAUCUGGAUAAUGAAGUAGCUGGAUUUCCUGUGUAUUUGCAAUGCAGUGGUGUGACAGUGUUUCAUUUGACUUGUCUUCUCACUUGGUGGUACUUCAGUCUUCAAAGAAGAUGAAAUUACUUCAACUUGUUGAAAUUAUUAAUAAAGGACAUCACAGUUGGUUUAAAUGCAGCCUUUCUCAAUGAACAUGGAAGUUACAGCGCAGAAACAUUCAGGCCUCCUGUAAAUAAAGACAUGACUCUCAAAAGUGAUUUUCAACUUUUCUGUAUUUUUCCUCAAGUUUCCCCGUACUAAAAGUUGAAAGAAGGCU